This is a messenger RNA of Loa loa (African eye worm), 416 nucleotides long. RefSeq lists its product as hypothetical. The record is from RefSeq and is a predicted model, not a curated record. Lineage: Eukaryota; Metazoa; Nematoda; Chromadorea; Rhabditida; Onchocercidae. The annotation marks the transcript as partial. The transcript has 2 exons.
AAGGAAUUGUCCUUCCUUAACAGUCAUCAAGUAAUAGCCUUCCAUUUUACUGUGGUCAAUGACACUGAGCCGGAGGAUAGCGAAGAGAUAUUCAGUAAUACAUUCCCAGACAUUCCGUUGAGUACGUUACGUUUACUUGAUGAAUCAUCACUAAUUCUGAUUCGCCAUCAAUUUCGUGCCUAUUUGGGUCCUGUAUAUGCAAUUGUUGGUUUUCGAAAAUUUGGUGUAGAAAAUGCACUGAGACAAAUCUUUCCGAGGAGAAAUCUUGAUUAUGAUUAUUAUCUUUGAUUGACUGUUUCACAAGCACAGUUCAAAUGAAUUUCGAUAAGUGAUUCAAUUGUUUUGUCAACAGUUAGAGCCAUAAAGAUAUUGUUUAGACGAUGUGAUCCUUCACAAUUAUCCUUAUUAAAUUUUCU